This is a messenger RNA of Tripterygium wilfordii, 961 nucleotides long. RefSeq names its product rac-like GTP-binding protein RAC2. Gene Ontology annotation, biological process: establishment or maintenance of cell polarity; regulation of cell shape; cortical cytoskeleton organization. Bases 193 to 783 code for a protein of 196 amino acids. Gene Ontology annotation, molecular function: GTP binding; GTPase activity; protein kinase binding. The transcript is spliced from 7 exons. NCBI's taxonomy places the organism in Eukaryota, Viridiplantae, Streptophyta, Magnoliopsida, Celastrales, Celastraceae. The record is from RefSeq and is a predicted model, not a curated record. Gene Ontology annotation, cellular component: cytoplasmic vesicle; nucleus; cell cortex.
CAUAGCUAAAGUGAAGUUGUUCACCCUUAUUAAAUGCCCCCUCCUUUCUCAUUCAAAUUUCAAACCCACAUCUCCAAAUUACUUGACAAACAUCAUAGUCUCUUUAUCAGUGGAGAUUAUACAGAGUUUAGUAGUGAUUAAUGGACUGAAUAUAAGUUGUUUGUCGAAAGUCCUGAGAGAGGAUUUGAGAAAAUGAACACUGCUAGGUUCAUCAAAUGUGUUACCGUUGGCGAUGGAGCCGUCGGAAAGACGUGUAUGCUGAUCUCUUACACCAGUAACACCUUCCCCACCGAUUAUGUGCCUACUGUGUUCGACAACUUCAGCGCAAAUGUGGUAGUGGAUGGCAGCACUGUGAACCUUGGACUUUGGGAUACUGCUGGGCAGGAGGAUUAUAACAGGCUGAGGCCACUGAGUUACAGAGGUGCAGAUGUGUUCUUGUUGGCCUUCUCUCUUAUCAGCAAAGCAAGCUAUGAAAACAUCUCAAAGAAGUGGAUUUCUGAGCUAAGGCAUUAUGCGCCGACCAUACCAAUUGUGCUUGUGGGAACCAAACUUGAUUUGAGGGAAGACAAGCAGUAUUUGAUCGAUCAUCCAGGUGCAGCCCCAAUUACAACUGCUCAGGGAGAGGAGCUGAGGAAGAUGAUUGGUGCUGCUAUUUACAUUGAGUGCAGCUCCAAAACUCAGCAGAAUGUGAAGGCUGUGUUUGAUGCUGCAAUCAAGGUUGUUUUGCAGCCUCCUAAGCUAAAGAAGAGGAGAAGGAGGCCAAGGCUAUGCUUGUUUCUCUAAGUCAAUAUUUAUCUCUAAGUUCUUGUCUUUGUACAACACUUAUGCCUAAACAAUCAUUUAGUCUAUUUUCUUUUUUUACUUUUCACUUGUUGCUUCUCUUCUUAUGUAUCAUGUUAUGUAAUACAUGUCAAUGCUUCUGAUGCAUUAUGAAUUUCUAAAAACAUAUUUCAUAUUUGAA